GCGAGCGCCGCCAUCAUGCAUGUUGCUGUUUAUGCUUUCUACAAGCGAUGGCAUGUUGACCGGCGCUGCCUGAUCUAAAUUCCUCUCUUCCCAGUGCAAUUUCAACUUGAGGCCGAAAAUGGCUGUGGUCAUCGAAACAACCCUCGGCGACAUAACCGUGGACUUGUACAUCAAAGACCGACCGAAAACUUGUCUCAACUUUCUGAAGCUUUGCAAAAUAAAAUACUACAAUUUCAACUUAUUCUUCCACGUGCAACCGAAUUUCAUUGCUCAAACUGGUGACGCCACCGGCUCGGGAAAAGACGGCGCUUCUAUUUUUAGCUUCCUGUUUGGCAGCAAUGCCAAGUAUUAUGCUGGCGAGCAGUUGCCCAAAAUCAAACACACUCGAGCUGGACUCAUCUCGAUGGUCAACUGCGGAGACAACCUGUUCGGCAGCCAGUUUUUCUUCACCCUAGGAUCUGACUUGAACUACCUCGAUGAAGAACACCUGGUUUUCGGCGAAGUUACAGAGGGUUUGGACGUUCUGAUCAAACUCAAUGAAACCAUCUGUGAUGACGAGCACAGGCCUUACCAGGACAUUCGAAUCACGCACACUGUGGUGCUUGAAGACCCCUUCGAAGAUCCGUCUGGGCUUCCAGUGCCUGAAAGAUCGCCCUCGCCAACACCUGAUCGUUUGCAAAACGGACGCAUUGCUCCUGAUGAAGCGAUCGACGAAAUGGAAGGAAAAACCAUGGAGGAGGUCGAGGAAAUGGUCAAGGAGAAAGAGGCGGCUGCGAGGGCAACAAUUCUUGAGAUUGUCGGUGACUUGCCAGACGCUGACAUGGCACCUCCGGAAAAUGUCCUAUUCAUUUGCAAACUGAAUCCUGUAACCACUGACGAGGACUUGGAAAUCAUUUUCAGUCGUUUCGGCAAAAUUAACUGCUGUGAGAUUAUCAGAGACAAAGUGACUGGUGACUCGCUCCAAUACGCUUUCAUCGAGUUUGCUGAGCAGAAGUCGUGUGAAGAUGCGUUUUUUAAAAUGGACAAUGUUCUUAUUGACGACAGACGAAUUCACGUUGACUUCAGCCAGAGUGUUGCCAAACUUAAGUGGAAAGGAAAAGGUCGAGGUGUUGAGCACCUAGGUGAGGGUAAAUUUAACUUCAAUGACAAGAGGCGGAAUGGACAAGACCAACGUCCCCGUCCAGAUGGAAAAUCCAGGAGUCCCGUUCGAGAUGGAAAAUUUGUUCCAAAGCGGGAUGAUCGGAGGAGACCUGACGACAGGAAUCGAAGAAGCAGGAGUCGAGAUCUGCAGAAUAAACGGCCAAGUUUUGGCAGCAAUGAAAGAUUCCGAAGGAGGAGCAGAAGUGUUGAAGAUAGGAGGCGGGACAGAGGAGGCAGAUCUCAGAGGAACCGUAGUCGAAGCAGAGAAAGGUUACGGAGUCGGAGCAGGGAACGGAGGCCGAGGAGUCGCAGCCGAGACAGACCAAUCAGUUUGAAGAGCAGAAGUCCUGCAGGAAGAAAAAGAAGUCGGAGCCCGUUUAGGGGGAAAGUCAGCAGGAGUCCCAUCCGGAGAAGGUCUAGGAGUCCAGUGAGGAGGAGAAGCAGGAGUCCCGUCCAAAAAGUAAGCAGGAGCCCGGCGAGGAGAAAAAGCAAGAGCCCUGUUGUUCGAAGGCAGACCAAGAGUCCCGUCAGGAGAAGGAGUGUCGAGAAAAAAGAGAGAAAAGAUGACAGCGUGGAAAGGAAAGCAAAAGAGGCCGAGAGGAAGAAAAGUGAGGAGAAAAGGGAGAAACGUGAAGCGCCUGGUCAAAGUUCCACCAGCAAAAGUGCCAAAUCUGAACCGGAUCGAAAUAGAAAAGCAAAAGUGUCCGAGAGUGGAAGUGAUUUGGGAAGUGAAAGGAACAAGUCGAACAGCCAAAACGGCAAACCCAGUGCUUCACUUAAAGUUGUGUCGGAAAAGAAAUCCAGUGAAUCAAAGAAGGAAAAGCGAAAGGACGUAAAAGUCGAACACAAAAAAUCUGAUUCUGACAGGGCUGCUCCAAAGAAGGCUGAGGAAUCAUCAAAGGAUGCCAUAAAAGCUACAGAAGCUAAGGAUAAAAAGGAGAAAGAGAAGAGCCAGAAGAAAAAGCACAGGGUCAGCUCAACAGAAUCCAAAAAAGACAAACCUGCAAGUUCUAAAGACAAGAAAAAGAAGCGGAAACGGCGAGACAGCUCGAGUGAAAGUUCGGACAGCAGUUCCUCGGACAGUUCAAGUUCUUCCGAUUCUGAGCCGCCCAAGAAGAAGAAAAAGGCGAGGGUUGUGAAGAAAAAGAAAGUGGUGAAGAAGAGAAAGAAGGAGAGCAGCAGUUCGUCCUCUUCGUCUUCAGAUAGUUCCUCAGAGUCGUCCGACAGCGAGCCGGCCAAGAAGAAGAAAAAGAAGGCAACAAAGAAGAAAAAAGUGCAAACUUCCAGUUCGGAAACUUCGAGCAGUAGCAGCAGCAGUAGUGAUUCGGAGCCUGCGAAGAAGGGCAAGUGCAAAACUAAAAAGAAGCCUUCCAAGGAGACUGCCAAGAAAUCAAAGGAGCCCGCCAAGGAAAAAGGCAAGGAGAGCAUUGAGAAAAGCAAAGGUGCUGAAAAAAGUAAAAUUGUCGAGAAAAGUAAAACCGUCGAGAAAAGCAAGAGCCACGAAAAAUCCUCGGAUAGCAAAAGACCUGCCGAGGUAAAGAAAGUAGCCGAUGCUGGCAAGAGGCGCAGGCAUUCUUAUAAUACUUCUGAAUAAUUGGAGACAUUACUGGAUGUUGCAUUUUUUGUACUUAAAAUGGUAAUGAAUGAAUUGUCCAAAAAGAAAUGUAUUUGUUAAAGAAAGAUGUAAACAAGAUCUUUUUCAAUAAAACUAGGGAAGAUUUUCCCUUUAAUAUUUCAA
Molecule: messenger RNA, 2878 nt
Organism: Neocloeon triangulifer
Lineage: Eukaryota; Metazoa; Arthropoda; Insecta; Ephemeroptera; Baetidae
Product: peptidyl-prolyl cis-trans isomerase-like 4
Exons: 8
Coding region: 119-2734 (871 amino acids)
Biological process (GO): protein peptidyl-prolyl isomerization
Cellular component (GO): nucleus
Molecular function (GO): peptidyl-prolyl cis-trans isomerase activity; RNA binding
Source: RefSeq, a predicted model, not a curated record